AUGAGCCGCCCGUCCUCCGCUGGACCCUGUGCUAAACAAACCGGGCGGGAAACAGAAGCCGCCGCCGCCUCCCCCACCGCCGCACACCCCGUCCCCUGCGAUCCCCAGCACGAUCCCCGCCGCCUCCGGCCCCGCCGCGCCCCCUCCAUCGGCAGCGGCGGCGGCGAUCUCCGGGCCGGUGUCCCAGCAGCAGCACAGCGAGCUGACGUCUCUGUUCGAGUGUCCCGUCUGCUUCGACUAUGUGCUGCCCCCCAUCCUGCAGUGCCAGGCCGGACACCUGGUCUGCAACCAAUGCCGCCAGAAGCUGAGCUGCUGCCCCUCGUGCCGGGCUUCCCUCACCCCCAGCAUCCGGAACCUGGCCAUGGAGAAGGUGGCCUCCGCUGUCCUCUUCCCGUGUAAGUAUGCCUCUACUGGUUGCUCUUUGUCUCUCCAUCACACUGAAAAACCUGAACAUGAGGACAUCUGUGAAUAUCGUCCCUACUCCUGUCCCUGCCCUGGAGCCUCCUGCAAAUGGCAGGGUUCACUGGAAGCAGUUAUGCCGCACCUAACACAUGCCCACAAAAGCAUCACUACUCUCCAGGGCGAAGACAUAGUCUUCCUUGCAACAGACAUUAAUUUACCUGGGGCUGUUGACUGGGUGAUGAUGCAGUUUUGCUUCAGCCACCAUUUCAUGUUAGUUCUGGAGAAACAGGAGAAAUACGAAGGGCACCAACAGUUUUUUGCCAUUGUCCUCUUGAUAGGCACACGGAAACAAGCUGAAAACUUUGCCUACAGACUUGAACUCAAUGGAAACCGAAGGCGUUUGACCUGGGAAGCCACACCAAGGUCCAUUCACGAUGGGGUGGCAGCAGCCAUCAUGAACAGUGAUUGCUUGGUUUUUGAUACUGCAAUUGCACAUCUGUUUGCUGAUAAUGGGAACUUGGGCAUCAAUGUAACCAUAUCUACUUGUUGUCCGUGA
Staurois parvus is the source of this 958-nucleotide messenger RNA. The record is from the annotation of a GenBank genome assembly. Lineage: Eukaryota; Metazoa; Chordata; Amphibia; Anura; Ranidae.